CAGCUGUUCACCUCAGUAGACGUGAAAGUGUGAUGGAUACUCGUGAAGUAGGGUAUAUUUUACAUAUAUCUGCUAAUUUUAAUAUGAAUUAGUUUGAAUUUGGAUACUCCUACGUCUGUGAAGGGCUUUAAGCACAAAACACAUAAGUCUGGCAUGUCUUCUGAUUUGUGUAUUUGUGGAUAUUCCGCUUAUGUCACUUGUCCUUGUCAUUGUCAAGCUUUUGUGAUGGUUCUACUAAAACGUAAAUAGUUGAGUAUUUGGAAAAAUCAUUUGCUAUUCUUUAAACCAACUACAAGUUUUUGGCAAGAACUGCAUUCUGUUACAGCCUGAAAAUGGUGGUCAAUUUUCCACCGAUUCCACAAGAAGUCAAACCGAUUGCUCAUCUGCUAAAAUUAGCUGAUGAACAUGACGAUAGAAACAUAGUCGUUGCUUAUUAUGGUAUCCUUGAUGCUCCUAGCUGACCAUGAGCACCUAGUAUGUGGCACUCCAUAUACCCACUAUGGAUAGCUCGCAUGGCCGCUUGUAGUCUAGCGCUGAGGGUUGUGCCGGGUAAGAAGAGCCCCGAGACAGCAAACUUGAUCCGUGCCAUUUUGGCUUGGCUGGAGGUUACAAAGGAGGAACACCGCGAGAAUGAUGGCAUCACCAAUACGACAGUCGCCCAGGCCAUUAUAGAAAAUUAUGCCCUAAAGCUGUUUGAAAAUGGAGACGAGCAAGACAAGGCAGACAUUUUUAAUAAAAAUACGGUGAAGACAUUCUACACAGCCGGUAUCUUAAUGGACGUCCUAGAGCAGUUCGGCGAAUUGUCGGAGGAUAUUCGCGAGAAGCGGAAGUACGCAAAGUGGAAGGCAGCGUACAUACAUAAUUGCUUGAAGCGAGGUGAACAGCCGCUGUCGGGCCCCCCUAGGCCUCCAUAUAUCAACACAGGCUCUUUGAAACGUAAACCUAUGCAGAUGAACUAUAACAUUGAAUCUGAGGAACCCCCUGAUGAUCAAAUAAGGAACGACAGCGAAACAAGCACGGUGACCCCAAUUACGCCGGAUGAGAAGCCGAGCAGCCCCCCUAAUUUCGAGCAGUUGCCGCCCCCGGGGGCCCAGGAAGGAGCGCCAGCGCCGCAACCUUCGCCGGUCUCACCAGGGCCUCUCCUGCCUUCUGCCGUCCCAGUGUAUCCUGGAGCAACAGGCUCGGAUGGUACUGCUGGCCAGGCAGGUUCUAACGGGACUACGGGUGGAUAUCAGCCUACUCCAGAGGUAAUACAAAAGGCACAAAAGUUCUGCAAAUAUGCUACUUCGGCACUGAAUUACGAUGAUGUCAAGAAUGCUCUGGAGAACAUUGAAAAGGCGAGAAAUUUAUUAUUAAACGGGAAUGAAUGAAGAUUGUAACUAUUAUUUUACUUUAUUUUUGUUACCUAAUGCUUAAAUUUAAAGUACUUUGAAAUAAAUAUUCAGUUCAUAUAGUUCAAGCAUAGUCAGUCACUGUCACUGUUUGUAUUAUAUAAUUAUUUAAUGCUUUACCCAUCAGGAAUUUGAAUGUUAUGUUGCAAAUAAAUUUCGACGAAACAUUAUUUGUAGUAAAAAUAAUUAAAUGUUUUGAGUUGUUGUGUUGUUCAAAAACAUGCUUUGGGAGAUAGAAUACUCUAGAAAUGGCUGAAGCAGUUUUCGCCACUGCGUGAAAGAUUGUCUCCUAGCAUAAUAUCACAUAAAAGUACGCCUAGUUAUGGCACGACGCGACUUGACAAUAAUUUACAGGAUUGAUCAGAAAGACCUGCGAAUUUCAGAACCGCAUUGCUCGUGACAGGUACGCGGGAGCGGUCACGGGUAGUGGGCAUAAGUAGCUUUGUGCUCGGAAAUUUAGUCGCUAUGGAGCGUUUCACCGGUAAGCAGCAUGUUUUCCGUGUUAAGGCUUAUUACAAAAAUUGAGAUUCGUGCACCAUUGCGCGACGUCUGUUUAGCUUACAUGAUCUAAAUCAUUGUCCUAGUAAAAGCGUGAAAAGGUCCUAAGUCAGAAAGUUCGAGUCUACCGGUUUGACACUGAACCAGAAACCUGCAGGGCGUCCAAGGUCAAUACGAACAGAGGAAACUGUAAGCGGAGUUGCGCGUUCGGCGGGAUCCACAGUUAUCCCGAAAGAGAGCAGCUGAGAUCGCUAUAUCAAGA
Messenger RNA from Acanthoscelides obtectus, 2151 nucleotides. NCBI's taxonomy places the organism in Eukaryota, Metazoa, Arthropoda, Insecta, Coleoptera, Chrysomelidae. The record is from the annotation of a GenBank genome assembly.